Molecule: messenger RNA, 5611 nt
Organism: Trachemys scripta elegans
Lineage: Eukaryota; Metazoa; Chordata; Testudines; Emydidae
Gene: CAMK1D
Product: calcium/calmodulin dependent protein kinase ID
Exons: 11
Coding region: 228-1409 (393 amino acids)
Biological process (GO): peptidyl-serine phosphorylation
Cellular component (GO): intracellular anatomical structure
Molecular function (GO): calcium/calmodulin-dependent protein kinase activity; ATP binding; calmodulin binding
Source: RefSeq, a predicted model, not a curated record
GAGGGGGGAAGCAGGGUCCGCUGGAGCCAGGAGGAAACACACGGCGCCGCAGCGAGCAGGAAGUCUGAGUGGGAGAGCAGCAGAAAGACGAGAGGGUGGAAAGAGGAAGCAGCAGCAGAAGAGAAAGCAAAAGCUCCCCGUGCCGCCCGCUGCCCGCCUGCCCGCCCUGGACUCAGCAUCUCCGGCUCCUGCCCGGGCGGGAACGCUGCGCCGCCGCUGCCGCUGCCAUGGCCCGGGAGAACGGGGAGGGCAGCGCCUCCUGGAAGAAGCAAGCCGAGGACAUCAAGAAGAUCUUCGAGUUCAAGGAGACCCUGGGAACGGGUGCAUUUUCUGAAGUAGUUUUGGCCGAAGAGAGGGCUAGUGGAAAACUAUUUGCAGUCAAGUGCAUUCCCAAGAAAGCACUGAAGGGGAAGGAAAGCAGCAUAGAGAAUGAAAUUGCGGUCCUGAGAAAAAUAAAACAUGAAAAUAUAGUUGCACUGGAAGACAUAUAUGAGAGUCCAAACCACUUGUACCUGGUCAUGCAACUAGUGUCUGGAGGCGAGCUUUUCGACCGCAUAGUAGAGAAAGGAUUUUACACCGAGAAGGAUGCAAGCACUCUGAUACGGCAGGUCCUAGAUGCUGUCUACUACCUGCACAGAAUGGGCAUUGUGCAUCGAGAUCUCAAGCCUGAGAACCUGCUGUACUACAGCCAGGAUGAAGAAUCCAAAAUCAUGAUCAGUGACUUCGGAUUGUCAAAGAUGGAGGAUAAAGGAGACGUCAUGUCCACAGCGUGUGGAACCCCAGGAUAUGUUGCUCCUGAAGUGCUGGCCCAGAAACCCUACAGCAAAGCGGUGGAUUGUUGGUCUAUUGGGGUAAUCGCAUACAUUUUGCUCUGUGGAUAUCCUCCAUUUUAUGAUGAAAAUGACUCCAAGCUCUUUGAGCAGAUUCUUAAGGCGGAAUAUGAAUUUGACUCUCCAUAUUGGGAUGACAUCUCGGACUCUGCUAAAGAUUUUAUUCGGAACUUGAUGGAGAAAGACCCUAACAAAAGAUAUACCUGUGAGCAAGCAGCCCGGCACCCAUGGAUCGCAGGGGACACCGCCCUCAGCAAAAAUAUCCAUGAGUCUGUCAGUGCUCAGAUCCGAAAGAACUUUGCAAAAAGCAAAUGGAGACAAGCAUUUAAUGCCACAGCAGUUGUGAGACAUAUGAGAAAGUUACAUCUUGGCAGCAGUUUGGACAGUUCAAAUGCAAGCGUGGCAAGCACCCUCAGCCUGGCCAAUCCACUUCCCGAUGGAACAACCAGGAAAGAUUGUAUGUCCCCAUCUGCUCUCUGUAGUUUUGCUUCAUCUGCUUCUUCGGGUAUUUCUGCAGUAGGAGGAGAACGGAGACCCAGGCCAACCACAGUAACAACAGUGCACACGGGGAGCAAGUGAUCAGCAGAGGAGGAUAGAGACGGGAAAGCCAUCAUAUCGAGCGUACCUACUCCGAGUGAUUUCAUCCUGCAUUGUGCACUCGGCGAAGGACUAGAAGAGAGAAGAUUUUUUAUGGCCAUAUUUUAUACUGCAAUUCUGAAAUGUUUCAUUUAGCACAAACUGCAAUGACUCCAGGGGGAACGGAUUUAACAGUCUCUGGUGCUGUAUAUAUGAGUCUAGCAAUGUUCUAACUAACAGACGCGCAUUCUUUUUCCCGGUGAUUUAUUCUCUUCUCAGUGUAGGUAACAGUAUAUGUUGUAUUUUUUUCCAUUAACUAAAAAGGUCUCGGCUGGAUUAUUUAAAUAGAGAUAAUUUUUGAGAAAUAGACUUUUUUUUUUUCUUUUAGCAAGUACUUCCAGUUGCAUCCCUCCUUCCAGUUUGCUGAGGGAUAGGUUACUUCUGUCGGUAGAGAUUUGCAUUGACCUUCCAAAACGGGAGGGUUUCAAAGGCAUGCAUGCCGUUUUUAAUUCCUAAAAUUGGACUGUACACCUGUCUGGAUCUAGCAGUGCCAUUACAGUAAAACAAUCUGCUUUCCCUCUCUUCCUCCUUCUUGGAAACAAUGGUGAGAGUUGAUUGAAAACAACCCAUCAGGACGUGCUGUGAACCUGCAACAUUCAUUGACUUUGACAGGAGUGGCCCUUAGUUCAGCAAGCAUGUGGAAAAUGAUAUAAUGCUUCAUCCUGCAGCUCUUAUUCCUUGGUUAAACCCUUUGUGGUCCAUCAGUGCGGCCACAUAACUAGGAGUCAGGAGAGCCUGGGUUCUGUUCCCAUGUCUGCCCCUACCUUGUUGCUUGAGCUUUGGGCAAGUCACUGCCCAAGGUCAAAAACUUCAAAUGUGGCCUCUGAUUUUGAGUACCUCCAGUUUGGGGCCUGCUAAUUGAGAGCUGGUGAGCACUGCAACCCACUGACCUCAGCUGAAGUUAUUGGUGGCUCAGAGCUAGGCCCCAAGUGCCCCAAGCUGGGCACCAAAAAUCAGAAAGCAUUAUUGAAAGUUUUGGCCUUUUAAAAAAAAAAAAAGCCGUGCCUCAGUUUCCCCAUCUGUAAAGUGGUGAUAAUGCUACACACUGCAAUGUGGACGCAGCCUGCCUUUCAUUGUGGCGUAUAAGCUACCUGUGCCCUAUACGCCACCGCAAGCAUAGAAAAGGCAAAAAACGGGCACUGUCACUGCUUUAUCAUAAAUGUUUUAAAUAUCCUGGAACAGAAGAGAAGGCAGUGUUCAGAGAUCACCGCACUUACAAACCUUGUGAGACGUGACCAGAUCUCUACAAGUCAUUCCCAGCUUUGAUUUUUCUGCUAGGAGGAGAAAAGGUAGAAGGGGAGUUGAUGAAACUGAGGCACAUUUAAGCUAUUACUAGCUCCCUACACCCCAAAUACAGCCAUCUCCACAGAGAGGCAGGAAUCAUUUUUCCUUAAACGAUUCUGUUGCCACAUCCACGUCAGUUAUUGUCUGUAAAGAAUUAGAUGAACCAGUCACAGACACAUCUGAAUGUAUACGGCCGUAGUGAACAUGCUACGAAAAGCCAUGACAUUUACUUUUCAUUGAGAUGUCAAAGAUGUAAGGUGAAAUCCUGCCCCUAUUGAAGUCAGUGGGAGUUUGGCCAUUAGUUUCAGAGGAGUCAGGAUUUCAAGAAAACCAGGUGGUACAUAGUGCUAGCUCUUUACAAAGAUGUCAUUGCACUAGCCGCUCAUAAAGAUAUUACAUAUAAUAGAUCUCGGUUGAGUCAGUAUUAAUCUGUACACCAUUUUCAGUCUGGAGAUUUGGAGUAUGAUUUAACCAGUUUCCCACAGAGGUUCCCAACAACCCCAUAUCAUAUUGUGCCUAGCACAGACAUUCAAACUAUAAUGAUUUAAUGUGAACUCCAUAAAACACUCGUGUGCAUCUGACUUUCCACUGUGGACAUCUGACACUCCACUAUAUCACCUUGUAAAACCUCAGAGAUGCAGCCAGUCUCUGACAUAAUGGGCCAGAUCCCCAGCCAAUGUCAAGUGGCGUCAUUCCACUGAAGUCAGUCGAACUACUCCGAUUUUCACCAGCUGAAGAUCUGGACCAACACGUGACAGUGACAUACCAGAGCACUGAUAUGCAUGCUCGGUUUUUAAUAGAGUAAUUGCUCUUCAAAGAGGUUAUUUGGCUCCAUUCUCAAAGCAAAAGCAAAAAGCCACAGCCAUUAAUUUCUAAGAAACACGUUCAAAUGCCUGAUACUGGUCUCAUUGAAGUCAGCGGUAAAAUUCCCGUUGGCUUCAGUGAUGCAGAAUUCUGCCCCAGAUUUGGUAGGAACAGCAGUCAAUGCUGGGGGACCUUGUUGAGCUGAGCCCCUCUUAUCCAAAAUCCUACAUUAUCUAAAACUGGAGUGUGCCCCCUGACAUACAGUGUUUUUCAUUUAGGGCCUUAUUCAUAUUCAUACUAAGGUCUCUUGCCAUCUCUCUGGCAGUGUAAAUGGGGCUUAAAGUGGCUGUUAAUGCAAUUUAUGCCACUAUAAGACCUAUUUAUGCUGCCGGACUGGUGUAAAGGGACCUUCAUUUAAGUCAUAAUAAGGCCCUAAAAGCCUUAACUUAUCUCAGAACUUCAUCUUCCAAAUAAAUUCAGUUGGCCCAAUAAAUUCUGAUCUCAGUUGCACCCGUGUAAAUAUGAAGUAACUUGAUUUUGAGUCAGUGGAUUUACACCACAUUCACACCGGUUUAACCCAGAAUUUGGCCGAUGGCGCUUUCCUGUAUAUGCUGCUGCAUAUAAAGUGAAGCUCAAGCAGCCCCUGUUUGCAUUCUCUUCUAACAUCAGACUGAAGUUUCUGAUUUUGAUUUAAUUGCUUAUAACAAUAAUCAGAAUAUGGCCCAGUUCAAAUCUGUCUUGCAAAAAUAAAUGUUUUCCUUUGGCAAAAUAAAGAGGAGUGCCAUACAGAAAGGCGAGUCCGUUGCAAGAGCGCACUCCCUCAAUUGAUGUUUGGUUAAUUUUCUGCCACAGUCCAGUAUGUCUACAAUGCCUCCAUGCUGGAUGCGAAUAGUGUCACACUUAGCUGUGGCUUUACAAUAGUUUCCAUUUCAUUCUAGACUGGAAAUUAGAUUUGUCUUAAUGUUGCUGGUAGUCCACAAGAAUUGGAUCAUUUUAUUAUCGCUCUAUUCGGAUUACUACCUUAAGAAAAGGAUCAGAAGACGUUAAAAGUAAAACGUUUCUUUCUGCCAGAAGUCGAGGAGAUGGAAAGCUUUUGUUUCUCAAGAACUGUGGCUGGGGAUCUGACAGGUAUUUGUGGGGAGGAGAGAGCGGAGAUUUUUACUGUCAUUGAUUCACUACGGAUCUAUCCCUCUUCAGAGCCAAAUCUUUUCAACUUACACCCCCGCACGUCUAGCGACAGGUGUAACUCGGCAGACUACACCCCAGCCUGGCCUGCCAGUUGAGUUCUAAACCAGUGUUAUGAAUGAGUGUAAAAACGAACAGUAUGUAACCAGUGCAGGUGGGUGUGAGGUAUCAUAAGAAAGCACAGCUGGUUAUUUUCCAAGGGGCCAUCUCAUCAAACCAUUAGUGGUUCACUCAUUGCAUGUGGUCUCCAUCUCGGAGACUUGCCCCUGAGUUAUGCUUCUCUGAGUUAUGCUCCUCUUAGCUUUAUUUGUUUAAAUGGCACCACUGUGAUUUGUUAACUUUUUUUUUCCUGGACUCCCUCCUUCUGGUCUUUGCUUGCAGCCUCGAUUGUUCAGUUGUUACCUCCAGAGUCACAGUUCUCAUCUGUGACACCAACACCAAUGUUCUUGUCAGGAAAACAUAAAACUAACCCAGCUAACACCAGUCACCUGCAGGAGACUGGCGACAGUAGGCUCCCUGGGAACUUCCUGAGAUUGAAUGUCAGUUCUGCAGUGUCAAUGCCACACACUGCUGAUUUUGCGGUUGACUUUUUAUUCCUAAAGCAGCCUAGAUUUCCCACUGGAUCACCUCCUGAAAGACAAACUGGAUAUUGACCCUGCAGCGCAGCUAGUGAGGAGGCAGGUGAAUGGGAAAAUACUGUUUGUGGCAAAAUGAAACUCACCCUCCCCGAUUAUGCUUUAGUUAUUUCUGGGCAGGUAAUGUCUCUUCUGCAUUGGUCACUAUCAUGCAGGUGCCAUCAAACUAGUCGGUUCAGAAAAGCUUUAUUAGUUCACCUUCUUCUAGUUUGUCUGUUAGUAUAGUGGACUGAAAUU